This is a messenger RNA of Balearica regulorum gibbericeps (East African grey crowned-crane), 328 nucleotides long. Lineage: Eukaryota; Metazoa; Chordata; Aves; Gruiformes; Gruidae. The record is from RefSeq and is a predicted model, not a curated record.
AUGAAGCCAAUUGGAAAAGUGCUUUGUGCUACGGGGAUCGUAGCUGGGCUCGUAGCUUUCUUCUGGAAAGACCCUUUUAACCCAGAGAGUUUGUCUGGUGCCCGCGUUCUCCUGACUGGAGCCAGUGCUGGGAUUGGAGAGCAGAUGGCAUACCGUUAUGCCAGAUUUGGUGCUGAAAUUGUUUUGACUGCUAGGAGGGAAGCUGUGCUGCAGAAGGUGAUAGAGAAAUGCCUGACACUCGGAGCAAAGAAAAUAUUUUAUAUACCUGCAGAUAUGUGUUCCCCUUCAGAGCCUGAAAGGGUGGUUCAGUUUGCUGUCCAAAAGUUGG